CGGCCGUGUGACGCCGCUCGCCGCGUCGAUACCGUCGCGUCCGCCCGCUCGCAUGCCGGCACCACCUCGCACCAACAUCACCAGUGACAGUGAUGCGCCAACACUAAACAACCGAACCCCCUCGACGCAAACCUUCACGCUACCUAUCCCCGAUGAUGGUACGACGCAGCGGACGUUACACCGUCAACUGGCGUGGAUUUAAAGACAUUCUGGGAAACAAACCGCCUGACGAAGAAAAAGAAGACAAGAAACCAGAAGAGGAUCUUUCAAAUCACGACGUAAUAUUUUUGAAAAGUAUAAUAGAAAGUCCCGAUUUUGGUCGUAGAUGUGAGUCUACAGAAUCGGAGGAAGACUUGAUUGUAAAACCCGUAUCCCUGGGCAACGUUGAUAUAAUAAAGACGCUAAGCGAGUACAGGGGACACAACAUUAGAACUAUUGAACAAGCCGAAUUAGCUAUACUUCUUUCGAGAGUACAUUUCAGGGCUUUAAUAGAUGCUCAUGACAAAAUAGGUGCAAUCUGGUUAGAACGUGGCUCAGGUGUUGAUGAGAAAGCUAUAGAGAAAGAAGGUACUAAAGAGACUGCUGAGGGUGCCAGUGGUAGCCCUGAGGAAAACGGAGAUAUGCCUAUAGAGACUGUGAAAGUAGUGGGAUUGCGGAAGGUGCCUGGGCAACCCUUAGGACUCACAGUAACAACUGAUGAACAUGGGCAGCUGAUAGUGGCUAGAAUACUGGCAAGCAGUGCUGCUGCCAAACAGGCUUUGCUCUCAGUAGGGGAUGUCUUACUCGAAGUUGAUGGAGUACAGAUAAACUCAGAAGACCAACUCAAGGAAGCUGUCUCCAAACCCAAUGACAGGGUAUCUUUGAAAGUUGGACCAAAUCUCAAAGAAAAGAGUAGCCAGCUCACUAAUAAACUUAGUUGUUAUAUGAGAGCCUUAUUUGACUAUGACCCUAAAGAAGACACAUUAAUACCAUGUAAAGAAAUUGGAUUAGAAUUCAAAAGUGGUGAUAUCUUACAAGUUUCAGAUAGAAAAGACCCUAAUUGGUGGCAAGCCAGUCGAGUUGAAAAUCCAGAUGUGGUUGGACUAAUACCAUCUCCAGAACUAGAAGAACGGCGCAAAGCGUAUGUUCCGCCUGAAGCAGAUUUCGUUCACAAAAUCAGUAUUUGCGGGGCUCGGAUAUCAAAAAAGAAAAAGAAGUUCGUAUACGAGUCGCGUUCAAGCGUGCAGUUAGAAGGCGCUGAGUUAGCUCUAUACGAAGAGGUGGCUAGAACUCCGCCUUUCCUUCGUAGGACUCUCGCCCUUGUGGGCACUCGAGGUGUAGGACGACGCACUAUCAAGAAUAGGAUGAUACAAGAGCACCCUGAUAGGUUCGGUGUCGUCGUACCACAUACGUCCCGUCCUCCUAGACCUAUGGAAGAGAACGGACAGUCGUAUUGGUUCGUGUCCCGCGAGGAAAUGGAACGAGACGCUCAUGCGGGACGAUUCUUGGAAUACGGCGAGCACAAUGGACACUUGUACGGGACGCAUCUCGACUCCAUACGGGCCGUCAUAAAGGAAGGUAAAAUGUGCGUCCUCGAUUGCGCACCGCAAUCAUUGAAACUGCUACACAACAGCAGUGAAUUCUUGCCCUACGUGGUGAUGAUAUCGGCGCCGGGCAUCGAGCAGUUACGGAACCUUACCUACGCCUCCAAUAGAAACUUGACGUUCGACCGGCAGAGCUCCAUUCGAUACAGCUCGCGGCGCGCGCGCACCCUCGAGUCUCUGGCUUCACUCUACGAGGAGGAAGAUAUGAAGCAAACGUUGGAAGAGAGCGCCCGCAUACAACGCCAAUACGAGAAAUACAUCGACCUAGUGAUCACAAACAACAAUAUGGACACUACCUACUCUAAGAUUAUGGACGCCUUGCAUUCUCUCUCGACGGACCAUCAGUGGGUGCCCGUGAGUUGGAUCUACUAGUGUACACGAAAUUGAUUAGCCUAAAGUUCGGUAUUGCCAUUGUUAUAACUUACAACGACCUAAGCACCAAAAUUACCACUAUCAGUCACAGAUUUUUUACUGGUAACAAUAAUUUAUAGCAGCCAAACUUGCAAUAAAUCAUUAGAAUAGUAGUUUGACAUUCAUAUGAAUAGAUGUAUAUCGAACUUUUUCGCCUAUACCUAUUCCAUUCAUGUUGAUUAAUCUGGAACUUGUUCUAUCGUCAAGCAUAUCAUACCAAGUUUUAUAUCAAUGUUAACAAGCAGUUUAUCUAACAACAUGCUUUGAUUAUGUAUUUUUACAAUCCAUUCAAAUUAAAAAUAAACAGUCGUUCAAACUUAUAUCUGUGGUGAUACUGUACGUUCAUGACGUGUAAACAGACUGCCGCUGAAAUGUCGAUAAAUUGUAUAUUAGUAUUAUUUAGCAACUACUUGCUUCUCAUUAACGUUUAAGAACUUAUGCAGCUAAUGAAAUUUUAACACUGCCACUUCAAAAAAAAAAUUUGUAAAACGAAUCUAUUCCUACAUUAUUAUUUUUUUAAAAUUAACCAGUUCUCCAGUCAUUCUUGACUAUUUAUUUUGUCACUUAUAAAUUAGAGUAUAUUUAAAAGUACCAUCAGUUAGCCAAAUUAUUAUUUUUUAAUUAUCACAAGCUAUUUUUAAUAAGCACUAUGUUGUAGGUGAAAUUGUAUUGAAUAAGUAAGUUUAUUUGGCCAUCUUGUUGCAUCUGUUUGAUGUAUUAUUAAUUAAGUAAGUUAAAAAAUAAAAGUCUUCCCGCACUAUUCUUACAGUAAAAUCUGAAUUUAUAAUGAUAAGAACUUUAGUAAAAAUAUUACAAUAGUAAGAAUUGAAUAGCUAUAAUUGAUAGUUGAGUUUUAAAAGAUUGAGUUAAACUGAACACAAAGAGGUCAGCACUUACCAUUAAUAAUAAUCUUAAUUAUAAAUGAAAAAUAUACAUUAAUGCUGACAAUGUGUUAAACUAGUUUUAUUGGGCAUUUUUUCAUUUCACAACGAGGUAUUUUGCAAUAUUUUUAUGAUAAUUUGUGUAGAAUAAGGGUUUUCAAAAUAACCCUGUUUCGUAGUAGUAUUUUUCCUGAUAUUGUACGUGAAACGUAAAUUGAACUUUUGAUAAAUACAAUAGCUUUAUAAUUAAAUAGUAAACUACUUAUUUAUAAAAGCUGUAAAGGCUACUAUUGCAAGAGUUAUAGUGAUAGUGCGGGUCUAACGAUUAGUAUAAGUAAACAUAUUUUUUCAAUGUUUUGUUAUUGUGCCACGACACUUGAUUCUUUUAUAUAUUUAGUAGGACAAAGCAAGUCAUUCCAAUCUCUCAAACGGCCGCACUUAGAAAUGGCUAUUAAUGUUCAAGUUAAAGUUAAUGCUGUUACAUUAUUUGCGAUAGUAACAAUAUAAGACGCUACGUCAUUAUAAACAUUAAAUUUAAUUGACGACUCUAAAUGCUGCCGUAAAUAAUUUAAAAUAGAUUAUGCGUAUUUCUUGUUACCGCACUUGAAUAUUGUAUAAGUCUUUACGCCUCUUUACUGUCAAAUUUCAAAAUCUACCUCUCAUCUUUUCUUACACAUGUUUCGAAUUUUAGAAUUAAAUCCCACCUGUAUAGAAUUAAAGCGUUUGGCGUUAAACUAGUAUCUUGCAAAAUGGCCUACCGUAUUUGUAAGCUUUUAAAGACUAGAUUAAAUAAAUAAUUAAUUUGAUAUUUUUCAUCAAGGGUAUUUAUUUAUAUAUGUACGUGUUAUAUUGAAUUUAAUUAUAAAAUUGAACUUUGAUAUAAAUUAUUGCUAAAAAAACAUCGUUUUAACCAUAACCAGCUAAUCGAAAAGUAUUUGGUGUAGCCGUAGUAAAUUGGUAUUAAAAUUGAACUUUCGAAACACUGAGCAGCGAGAAAAAAUAUGUUUUUGUCCACCCAUCCCAUGACCGGCCUUUGCGAAAUUUGCUUAACUUCUACGAUUGUAGACUGAACAUAGCCACUGCGCCAUUGAGUUACUCUCUCUCGAGUUACUGUAGCAUUUAUACAUUAAUAUUGAAAUGGAAGUAUGCAUUAGCUCUCAACACAUAGUAGGUAUUAAUAAACAAUAACUCGUGACAGACGGUGCAAUAAAACGUGCAAAUGAGACAGCGCAUCUCAUGUUCUCUCCCGCACUUACAUUAUUUAUGGGUGACGUCACAAAGACGUAGAGAUGGGCGGUGUAUGCUUACACAUGUUUAUCGAUAACAAUGUGUUAUAAUAAGUAAGGUUUUAUUUAAUAAAUUGUUUAUUUUUUUCUCCCUUUACUUGAGGCGAUAUUAACGCAAUUGGAUUUGGCAAUGACAAGGCGGUAAACGAUGCGAUGACUCAUGCAAAAUGCAUUUUAUCAACAGUUCUCUGAAAUUGAACGUACGCAUCUCUAUAACAAUUUA
Molecule: messenger RNA, 4384 nt
Organism: Chilo suppressalis (striped riceborer)
Lineage: Eukaryota; Metazoa; Arthropoda; Insecta; Lepidoptera; Crambidae
Source: the annotation of a GenBank genome assembly